Molecule: messenger RNA, 501 nt
Organism: Aspergillus nidulans FGSC A4
Lineage: Eukaryota; Fungi; Ascomycota; Eurotiomycetes; Eurotiales; Aspergillaceae
Product: E2 ubiquitin-conjugating protein UBC7
Exons: 2
Coding region: 1-501 (166 amino acids)
Biological process (GO): fungal-type cell wall organization; ERAD pathway; inner nuclear membrane-associated protein degradation pathway
Cellular component (GO): Doa10p ubiquitin ligase complex; Hrd1p ubiquitin ligase ERAD-L complex; CUE1-UBC7 ubiquitin-conjugating enzyme complex
Molecular function (GO): ligase activity; ubiquitin-protein transferase activity; ubiquitin conjugating enzyme activity
Source: RefSeq, a predicted model, not a curated record
AUGUCAUCCAUGACGCAGAAUCGCCUUUUCCGCGAAUAUAAAACACUAUCAACAAACCCGCCGGAUGGGAUUACCGCGGGGCCUGUCUCUGAAGAUGACAUGUUUCACUGGGAAGCCUUGAUACAGGGACCCGAAGGCACCCCUUACGAAGGUGGGGUUUUUGCUGCUGAGCUCAAAUUCCCUAAGGAUUACCCUUUAAGUCCACCGACAAUGAAGUUUGUCGGCGGGGGAGUUUGGCAUCCGAAUGUCUAUCCGAAUGGCACAGUGUGCAUCUCCAUUCUACACCCACCCGGCGAUGAUCCGAACCACUAUGAACAUGCCUCGGAGCGCUGGUCGCCUAUACAAAGUGUGGAGAAGAUUCUCAUCUCAGUAAUGAGUAUGCUUGCGGAGCCGAAUGAUGAAAGCCCAGCAAAUGUGGAGGCUGCGAAGAUGUGGAGGGAACGGAGGGCUGAGUAUGAGCGGAAGGUCAGAGAGGAGGUUAGAAAGGGACUGGGGUUGUAG